CGUCUCGCGCGGACCACCGCGAACCCCUGCGACCACGACGCUCCUCAACCACUCAACAACGACGACCGACGACCGACGAGCGACAACCGACAACGGCGCAGCCACAAUUUGCGUACCUCAACCCGGACAACUGCUUCCUAGGCCGGGACGUGUGCGGGAUGAGAAGUUACCUCCGUCUUUGCCGUGCCGCCUUGACUGUCUGACUUGUGAAAGAACUCAACAGAUCGAGACCGCAACGACGACCGCGACCACGAGUACUGUGUCUAUUACAGAAGAAAUAUUAUACACCGAAUACACUGAGUUAACCGCGAUCCCGGUCCGGAAUUGCUGGAUUAUACCGUUUAAUCAUUCCGCGUGUAAUUGUGCGCGUAAAUGUGAUUGCCGUCCGUUCGAUACUCACGUGCGUGCUGCUGCAGAGUUGUGAUCGGGGGGUCGCAAAAAGUGGAUACUGAUAAAUGGUACUCAGUGUCAUGUGCAGUGUUCCAGUGCAUCAAAUAACUAUUCGGUUAGCACGUCGUGCCCCGCCAGAUCCUCCGCAAAGUACGGGAAAGUUUGUCCUGGUGGUGAACCAGGAGUCCGUUGUCGCCCCGUGUUUUAGACCAGCGCGUUACGGCGUGCCGGCCAAUACUGCGCGUAUAACGAAAUUGUUUGCGUCAGAAAUCUCGAGGGGGAGGGCGACGAGUUGAGUAAAAAAAUGCUGGCACUCGCGAUGCGUCGCGAACACACCGCAGGCCGUAGUAAUUACAACGAUCCGAACUCCACGGCGCCAAACUUUGAUCAGCUCCAGCACUCGUUCGCGGUUCAGUCCGAGGGUCUUGAAGCGGUGGUCCUCAACUCGCGGCUGCGCGACAACAACCAGGGUACCGGAGGCGAGUCCGAAAGCGCCGAGGCCGAAGGUGAAGGUGAACUGCAAGAGUUUGUUGACAUUGCACAGGUCCAGCAGCUCCUGCAACAACAACACCAUCAUCACCACCAUCAGCAGCAACAGCAGCAACAGCAGCAUCAACAACACCAACAGCAACAGGUCCCACCAGGCUCUACUUCCUGUGUCUGGGGUGCCGUUUACCCACCGCCACCGCCGGCGAUAACUUUUCCUCAUUCCACACACCAUCAUCCCCAUCAUCACCAUCAUCAUCCCACGCCAGGAGAGGAUACCUGUCCGUCUGGCGAGGAUACCGCGGAGCCGUUGCAGAGGAUGACGAUGGACGGGAUGGAAGUGGUGGGCUCGCAACCCCACGCAGCGACCAGUCCAUUCCUGCUGGCCUCGCCGCCUCUCGGUCACCACCAUCACCAUCACCAUCAUCAUCACGCAACCUUCAACCUGCAGGCGGUGCAGCUAAGCUUCGACGCUUGUCUCGCGUACAAUACCGUGUCCUCGGGAAGCACGACGUCGACCGCGGCCACGACGUCGACGGUCUCGUCGAGUAAACCGGUGCCUUCGCUCUCCCUCGCCUCCUGUGUCUCACUACAGCCCCAACAGCCGCAUCACACGACCGGCGACAACUCUGCCGACCUGCACCACCAUCACCACCGAAACAACCACCACCAGCUCCAUCAGACUCAUCAGCACCACCAUUCUGAGGAGCGUCUUCGGCUCACCGACACCCCGUCGUCCCCGUGCGAGACUGCCUCCGGCGGCGAGCUCAAGGAGAGACGGCAACACCUCCACGACGACGAGGAGUGCGUCGGCGUUUCCAGCUGCAGGGACGACCUCGGGGACACCGCGGAAAAGGACAAGCCCGGCGACCUCAACACACCCGUUACCACGAGCAGCGACCUUCCUUCGUUCUUCGGACCCUCGGCUCUCGUUGAACCUCCCCCCAUUUCAGGAAGCUUGGCUGGCGAAGACCUUUCCUUGGAGGAGGCAGCCGUCGAGGAUGACGAGUCGACAGCCGGUAAUCGGGACCACCACCAGCACCACCACCAGCAUCAACAUCAGCAGCAUCACCACCACCACCACCAUCAACAACAACAACAACAACAACAACAACAGCAACAACAACAACAGCAGCAGCAGCAGCAACAUCAUCACCAACAGCCGGAAAACUCGACGGGUCUGAGAUGCGACACGGACGCGACUACGGGAGGAACGACGCCGCCUCGAGCGAGUGCGACAGGUCACCACGCGACCCAGGAGGAGGCCGAGCGUUGCAACGCGGUACUUCAGAGCGGUGUGAUCCUCUACUCGUCUCCGCAUUCCUCGACGCCGACUGGAGCACCUUCGACGAGUCACACCCCGGCGAACAUUUGCAACGUACCGACUCUGACGUACCGUGGGAUUUUCACAGCCACCUGUACUCAGGCCUCACCCCUCAACCCAAUUCAGUCGCAGCAGCAAACUGUGACCCCGGAACUCUGGGGGAGCUUACCAUCGCCCACCUUGAAUCUGACCGGUCAACCCUUCCUCCACCCCUCUCUCCACGCAUCUCCUUACGGAGCAGAGACUGUCGAGCUACUCCAGGUCGAAUCGAAACCCCCGCCGCCACCCGGCUAUCACGACACUUCGACGCCGACGCCCGCCAGCUGGCUGACGGCCCACGAAGAAACUUAUGACUCGAGCCUACUUUCGCACCACCAACAUCACCAUCCGCAACAUCAUCAUCAGCAACAGCAUCACCAGGAACCGACGCUGAAGCAGGAACCAUCCACAACUCCAGGGGGCUACAGUACCGGGAACGUGCAGCAGCAGCAGCAGCAGCAGCAACAGCAACAGCAACAACAACAACAGCAGAGUGGCGGAGGAAACGGAGCGACCGGGAGCGUACAACUCGCGGAGUACAAUCCAAGCACGUCGAAGGGUCAUGAGAUACUGUCCCAGGUCUAUCAGCAGAGCGCGUUACCGCUCCGGCUGGUCCCCGUAAAACCGCGAAAGUAUCCAAACCGGCCGAGCAAGACGCCGGUCCACGAACGUCCCUAUGCCUGUCCGGUUGACGGUUGUGACCGAAGGUUCUCCCGGAGCGACGAGCUUACCCGACACAUUCGCAUCCACACAGGUCAAAAGCCGUUUCAGUGCCGCAUAUGCAUGAGAUCCUUUUCACGGAGCGACCACCUAACUACCCACGUACGCACCCACACCGGCGAGAAGCCGUUCUGCUGCGACCAGUGCGGACGAAAGUUUGCGCGGAGCGACGAGAAGAAACGCCACGCGAAGGUACACCUAAAGCAAAGGCUAAAGCGUGAAGCGUCGAGCUCCGCCGGAAGUGGUUCUAACGCCGGGAGCUCGAACGCCGGUAGUAACGUGCAGCGCAACCACCCCCAAGCUCACGCAUCAUCCCCCUGCAAUCAGUAGAAAAGGAGAUAUGCGCUCAUCCUUAAUACCCACCCCGAAACACUUUCAUUUUUACACAUCUCAUCGCUCUUUGUAAGUCUUUCCUUCCCUUCCCUCCGGUUCCCUUCCCUUUCCACCGCACUCUCGCACCACCUAUAUACUCACGCGACUGAUUUGAUUUUUAUUCUUCAUAGUUAUCAUCAUUAUUGUUAUUAUUAUUAAUUAUUAUUAAUUAUUAUUAUUAUUGUUGUUAUUAUUGCUAUCAUUAUCAUCGUCAUCAUCAUCACUUACUUCAUCUUUUUAUAAAAAUUACGUUAUCAUUGCCAAUCACCGUUCCCUCCCCCGACGAUUACGACCUCUAGAUACAAAACCGUGUUGCCGAACACGCUAAACCCGGCCCCAGUGUUCUUUCGAAAUCGCUUUUCUCGUCUCGUCUCGCCUCGUCUCCUCUCCUACCAUUUUUCCCAUUUUCCCGGUGGCUGUAUACCGUCCGUCCGUUCCGAGGGCGACCCUAUAUGUAUGUACCCAUGUAGAGGCGACCCGCCGCACCCAUUCAUCUCUCAUGCCUCUCAAAAUCUCACUACGAGCUGUAAUUACUCUUAAUCGAUACACACAUAUCUAUAUAUGUCCUAUGUAUCGAAACGCAUGCAUUGUAGGUAUGAAAUUAUAUGUGUAUGAUAUAUUAACGUACAUACAUGUAAUAUACGUCUGUAUAUUAUACGUAUACAUACGAAUAUACGUUGCAUAAUAAGCUCUGUAAAAUGUUACCCGGCAUAUACGUUCUCAAAAUUAUAUAUUGUUGAUUAUAAGAAUCAAAUUAAUAUUAUGUAUAUGUUGAUCUAUUUAUUAACACACGACGUACUGCUAAGGUGAAACAUUAAUAAUAAUAAUUUUUACUAUAGUAUAUAUGUAAUGCAACUCGAAAUUGCAUUAAAAAAUUGAAGGAAAAAUGUUAAAAACAAACAAAAAAAAAAAAAAAAAAGAAAGAGAUACCGUACUGUACCUAUUACUAUUAUAAUAUUACCAAGAUAAUUUUUUACAAAUGAUAUUAUUCUAUCGUUAUAUAUUAUAUAUUAUGUAGCUAUUUAGUACAUAAAUGAAUGUAAUGGUGCUCUGGAGUGCAACGCACGAGAAAAAAAACCAUCUACUUGUAAUAUUUUGUCGCCCAAUCGCUAUCGUCAAAAUACGGACGCCUCCACGAUAAUUAUUAACAAGAAAAAAAAUACAAGUUAACAAUCAUUC
Molecule: messenger RNA, 4510 nt
Organism: Neodiprion virginianus
Lineage: Eukaryota; Metazoa; Arthropoda; Insecta; Hymenoptera; Diprionidae
Product: E3 SUMO-protein ligase EGR2
Exons: 3
Coding region: 695-3289 (864 amino acids)
Biological process (GO): regulation of transcription by RNA polymerase II
Molecular function (GO): DNA-binding transcription factor activity, RNA polymerase II-specific; RNA polymerase II cis-regulatory region sequence-specific DNA binding
Source: RefSeq, a predicted model, not a curated record